Messenger RNA from Nicrophorus vespilloides, 1637 nucleotides. RefSeq lists its product as uncharacterized. Lineage: Eukaryota; Metazoa; Arthropoda; Insecta; Coleoptera; Silphidae. The coding region runs from base 353 to 1552 and encodes 399 amino acids. The record is from RefSeq and is a predicted model, not a curated record. The transcript is spliced from 5 exons.
UAGUCAGUCUGGUUUCGAGCGCGGUCGUGAGCGUAUCGAAGCACAGAGAACUUCAGAGAGAAGCAUUCGAAAUACGAAAGCUCAACACACAGCAAGAGAUUUUAUUUAAACCAUUUAAAUAUUAUCAAACUGAACUUAUGUUUCAGACAGUUGUUUAUAGUUUUUUUAAAUAGUUCUGAUUUUUACUGUGUACUGGAUCUGUGCUUUGUGGAAAUUUGUUUUGUAUUCGAGUGCAAUUUCGAGUGGUUACUUUGUGAUUAACUUUGUGAGGAUUACCAAUAUUACAAUUUUUUUGCAUUUUGAAAAUUGUCUUUGGAUUAUGAACGUUUGAAAGAAGUUGGGUCUGUGGUCUAUGGAUAGACCUGACGAAGACGACAUGGACAGCAUGUGGGGAAUGGACGCGGGAGCGGAUUGCGACUGUCCCGGACCGCCACCCCCGCAGUUCAUGUUGCCGCCUCCGCCACGUCCACCAAUUUUACAACCGGCCGAUCCGAUGUAUUGCACCGAAGACCCAUUGCCCAUAGAGACGUGCGAUGCAUUACCAAUGAUAGACGCCAGCUACAGGAGUAGCCCCACUUUCCAAACUUCAGCUGUGAUAGUCCUGUGUUCUGUUCUACUAGGUCUAGUCGUUUUUAUUGCCGUAAUUUUAGUCUGGAAGCAUAAGAGGAAAGUUCAGAACUUCCUGCCGUGCAAGAGCUCACCGCAAAACAACUGCGAAGGCGCCAGCGCUCCCGGCGUCAUUUACGAAGAUCUUCACGACGUUCACGUGAGGCAACCACAGCAUCAUCACGCAGUCGGCGGACACAUCGUUGCUCCAUCCAUCGAGAUGAUCGACGUUAAGAACAAUAUCCAUUACCCGAGCGGAUAUCCGAUUUCGACGCAUCCGCCUGUUUUCCUGUGCUCAUCUCCUGGUCCGGAUCCGUACUGCUCGCAGGACCUUUACAAUCCUGUUUACGAAGAGCUGAGCGAUGCCGAAAGCGAAAUGGCUCCUGCGCCGCACAGCGAAGAUGAAUUCGCAGAGGAUGAACUGAGUUUAGGAGGAGAAGCCGAAAGGCGAUUGGCACCCCACCAGUACCGACCGGACAAUCAGCAAUUGCAACAGCAGCAGCUGCAGAUGCAGCAACAUCAACAGCAGCGUGCCGUACCAAAAUUCCGAAGACCUCACGAACCGUUACCUCCAAUCCCCGGUGCGAGGAGGCAGCACAAGAGCUUGGAUAGGCGGCGUCAAGAGUUCCACGAAGGCAUGCUCCUCGACGCCCUACUGCAGCUGUACCCACGUGUUGGUAGUGUAGGCCCAUCUGGUCGAAGGCAAAUACCUAGCAUCACGCAAAGGUUGCAAUGCAUGUCACCCACACCUGGACCAUACGAAACCGUUCCAGUCAUAGGGCAUUUGGCCACGUUCAGGCCCAUACCAAAGCCUUAUUCGCAGGAUUCCGCCUUCGGCUCGGAUUCCGGAUACAGCAAUCACACAAGCGGAACGCGCAACUCGAGUCGCGGCCGACGAGAUCCAAGGAGGCUAUCUCAGCUCAGCGCAGAUCUAGCCCUCACAUAAAUCUGUACUUAAAUCACAAAUUUUGGUAACCGCCAAAAAAAAAUCAACAUUCCCAAAGGAAACCUUCUUUUCUACACUCUAAAAA